Molecule: messenger RNA, 1025 nt
Organism: Drosophila rhopaloa
Lineage: Eukaryota; Metazoa; Arthropoda; Insecta; Diptera; Drosophilidae
Product: protein CDV3 homolog
Exons: 4
Coding region: 102-917 (271 amino acids)
Cellular component (GO): cytoplasm
Source: RefSeq, a predicted model, not a curated record
UGUCUAUCGAUAUAUCUGCAGCCCUGGCACAAAAGGCGUGCAGAGUUGUUCUCCAAAUUUCCUGUCGCGAAUUUUUAUUCAUUUAUAAUUAAUUGCAAGCCAUGGCAGAACUAGACGAUUUCUUCGCGAAAAAGGACAAGAAGAAGUCCAAGAACAAGACCAAGUUUGUGACCGCCGACGAGCUGGUGAAGAGUCUGGAGGACGGCAGCAAGCGCGAGGUGGUCAAGCCAAAAAAACCCGAGGCAGUCGCUGGCGGCGUGGCAGUGGUAGGCGAAAACGAGAACAGCGGCACCAAUGUGCCAGAGUCCGCCCCGGCCGUCGAAGAGGAGUGGAAGGAGUUUGAGGAGGAGCAGCGCAAGGACUACAGCGGCCUGAAGAUCGGCCAGCUGAGCACCAUCUCUUCGGCCCAUUCCAGAAAUGUCCAGGAAUCCGCAGAGGCGCGGGCUGCUCGGGUGCCCUCCGCUCCGGACGGCGGCAGCUACGAAGAGGACGACGAGGACAGCAAUGGGUACGACAACGCGGACCCCAGCAAGGAGCGCGUCGGGCACGGACCCUGGAAGAAGGUGAUCCCGGCCGAAGAGGUGAUGCAGAUCCCAGUGCCGGUGGAGGUGGAGAAGCCCUCGUCCAAGACCUAUGUUUCACCCGCGCUACGUUACAGCCAGCAGGCCGGAAGCGGACUAGGAGGCGGCUCAAUUGGCGGCGCCAUGCGUCCACGACGCGCCGCCCCCGACAUUACCAACACCGAGUUCUUUCCGACGCUCAGUGCGGCGCGUCCGGAGGAGCAGCGCAAGAAGAAAAACGAACCCGCCUUCGAAGAAGUUCGCCACGGAGGCCGCUUCCAGCGCGUGCAGGAGUCCACGACUGCCCCGGUGGCGGCCUCGAACCGAUUCCAGUCGCUCGACGACGAAGCCAGCUAGGUCCAGCCUCUGCCAACGGUGCUGCUGCUGGCCACAGGAACCGCUUUCUACCACAGUGUCCGCUGCCGAGCUCAAGUCAUCCACGGGUUCUGCGCCAGCACAUGCAGA